CAACCUCGUCCUUCUUUUUCUUUCUCUCAAACAACUCUUUACUCACUAAACCAACACUUCACUCCAUCCUCGCUCGUAGCCUAUCUCACAGGUCAGAGUGUAUGUUCUCAAACAGCCUUUGCAGCGCUCACAACUCUUUUCGCGGCGUCAAGCACACCGCAGCUCCAGGCUUAUUAUCCGGUCUGUAACUACCUCGCUAUAGGUAUAACAAAUACAACGUACAAGAGAUUCAAAAUAUGUCUCCCACUGCCAUUGACCCCACCCCGGGGCAUCAUAACUCUUUCGCGCUUCCCAACGCGACUCCCAAGGUUCACGCAAGUGCCAAGCGAACCCCUGAGGGAGGUCUGCUCAAGGUAGACAGCCCUGACACGGUUUACACCGCCGAAGGGAUCAAAGCCAAGUUCAUCGACCGUGGCGCGAAUGUCAUCAAGGGCCCAGAUGGGAAACUCAAGGUAAACAAGACGGAGAAGACUAUCGAGUUCUUCACCAAAUCCAAGGUCGGCCGCGUCGGUCUGAUGCUCGUCGGCUUAGGAGGAAACAACGGAUCCACCGUACUUGCUACCAACCUCGCCAACAAACACGGUAUCUCGUGGAACACCAAAAAUGGCGUUCAGCAACCCAACUACAUCGGUUCGGUCGUUCGCGCUUCCACCAUCCGUCUCGGUAUUGAUCCCGACACUGGCAAAGAUGUCUUCGUGCCUGUAUCUGACAUGUUGCCCAUGGUCCACCCUAACGACUUUGUCAUUGGCGGUUGGGAUAUCUCGGGUUUGUCACUCGAUCAGGCCAUGUUCCGCGCCAAGGUACUCGAGUAUGAUCUCCAGAGGCAGAUUGCGCCUCUCAUGGCUGAAUACAAGCCUCUCCCGUCGAUUUACUACCCCGACUUUAUCGCUGCCAACCAGGCUGAUAGGGCGGACAACUUGAUCCCGGGUGACGACAAACAAGCUCAUCUCGAACAUAUCCGCAAAGACAUUCGUGAUUUCAAGGCAAAGCAUCAACUUGACAACCUCGUCGUGCUUUGGACCGCCAACACUGAACGCUACGCCGACAUCAUCCCUGGCGUCAACGACACCGCUGCGAACCUUUUGAAUGCGGUCAAGACGUCACACGAAGAAGUCUCUCCUUCUACUUUGUUCGCCAUUGCGUCAAUCCUCGAAGGUGUUCCAUUCGUCAAUGGUUCACCUCAAAACACUUUUGUUCCUGGAUGCAUCGAACUUGCCGAACAGCACAAAGCUUUCAUCGCCGGAGACGACUUCAAAUCCGGCCAGACCAAAGUCAAGAGUGUGCUCGCGGAAUUCCUCGUCAAUGCUGGUAUCAAGCCUUUGUCCAUCGCGUCGUACAACCACUUGGGUAACAAUGACGGAAAGAAUCUCAGUUCUCAACGUCAAUUCCGUUCCAAGGAGAUCUCCAAAAGUUCCGUUGUGGACGAUAUGGUCGCUGCCAAUUCGAUCCUUUACAAGACCGCUUCUGAUUUGACUCUUGAAUCUGGUCAAAUCACCAAGAAAGGAGAACAUCCCGAUCAUAUCGUCGUCAUCAAACAUGUACCCGCUGUAGGGGAUUCGAAACGUGCCAUCGACGAGUAUUACUCUGAACUUUUGAUGGGUGGACGAAAUGUCAUGAACAUUUUCAACGAAUGUGAAGAUUCUUUACUCGCCACUCCUCUCAUUUUCGAUCUCGCCAUCUUGGCCGAACUUCUCACUCGUGUGACUUACCGUGAAGUGGGUACCGCAGGAGAGACGGAAGACUUCCAGCCGUUGUACUCUGUCUUGUCGCUCUUGUCUUACAUGCUCAAGGCACCGUUGGUCAAACCCGGAACGGACGUUGUCAACUCGCUCAACCGUCAGAGGAACGCGUUGGAAUCGUUCCUCAAGGCUUGUCUUGGGUUGGAACAUCAAGGCGAUUUGCUUCUCAGCUCUAGGGUGUGGUAGAUGAGAUGGAGAAGAUGUUGAUAUUGGAAUGAUUUGAUGGGUACUCGUAAUGCUGAUGUUUUAAAGUUGAUGGUAUGAAUUGCGUGCGAUGUUUGA
Messenger RNA from Tremella mesenterica DSM 1558, 2021 nucleotides. RefSeq lists its product as uncharacterized. Gene Ontology annotation, molecular function: inositol-3-phosphate synthase activity. The coding region runs from base 237 to 1925 and encodes 562 amino acids. Lineage: Eukaryota; Fungi; Basidiomycota; Tremellomycetes; Tremellales; Tremellaceae. The transcript is spliced from 5 exons. Gene Ontology annotation, cellular component: cytoplasm. The record is from RefSeq and is a predicted model, not a curated record. Gene Ontology annotation, biological process: inositol biosynthetic process; phospholipid biosynthetic process.